UUCCCCCUUUCUUUCCUUUCCUCCGCCAUCGUCGAGGUGUGAACGUGGCUCUUCGCCAUGUCUUCCCAUAAGACUUUCAGGAUCAAGUGGUUCCUGGCCAAGAAACAAAAGCAGAAUCGGCCUAUUCCUCAAUGGAUUUGGAUGAAAACUGGUAACAAGAUCAGGUACAACUCCAAGAGGAGGCACUGGAGAAGGACCAAGCUGGGCCUGUAAGGAGAGUCACAAGAGAGGCAUGCGCAUUUGCUGUGAUAGGCUGCUAGUAUCUUGAA
Messenger RNA from Sorex fumeus (smoky shrew), 269 nucleotides. RefSeq names its product 60S ribosomal protein L39-like. Gene Ontology annotation, molecular function: structural constituent of ribosome. Gene Ontology annotation, cellular component: ribosome; cytosolic large ribosomal subunit. The record is from RefSeq and is a predicted model, not a curated record. Gene Ontology annotation, biological process: translation. Lineage: Eukaryota; Metazoa; Chordata; Mammalia; Eulipotyphla; Soricidae. The transcript has a single exon. The coding region runs from base 58 to 213 and encodes 51 amino acids.